CGGCUAACAAGAGUAUCGAUUGCGUGUCGCGUGCAAAUGAAUUAAAAUAUGGCCGACGAAGGCGAGGACGAAACUUGUGAUCAAACCAAGCAAAUUCCCUGGCAAGUAAGUUUGCAUUACGUUGCUUUAUUUGUCGAAGAAUAAUAUUUCCUCUACAAGCCACUUCUACAGCAUAUGAAGGAGGGGAAUACUAUUUAAGAGCGACGGUCGACAGGAAAUAUCGACCAUCGAGUGGCAAGAGUUGAAAAAUCCAUUUCUUCAUUUUUUGUCCAUAAAUAGCUUUUAGGUAGAUAAGUAAUCUGAUGUACCUUGUUCUCGCAAAAAGCCUUUUAUUUUCGAGAAAAGUAAGAAUACCAGUUUUCGUGGUCGGAGUCUGAAAAUGGCCGUAUUUUCAACUCGAAAAUUUGCUAGCAUCAUCUCUCCUCGUGUUCGCAAGUAAAGCAGUAAGGAGAAAUUUGAACACUUUCCAUUAAUAGAAUAACUCUUCUUCUUUCACUAGAAGAUACUUUCAAAGCAAUAUCAAGACGCGUUGAACUAACAUAAUUCAAAAACGAAGAACAGGUUUUUACGGUGACAAUAACUUUAAUUUAGUGGUUGUUUUUUGCGGCAUUUUUCUUCUUGUGGUAUAGCUCAAAAUUUUCCCGGUCCUCGUUUAUUCACACAUUCAUCUAAAGAAUACCUUAGAACUGGCUUGGGUUCCUUUAGGUAGCCUCCAAACGAAAGCAUCGAAGUCCGGUAAAAAUAGUGAAGCGUGACCAAAAUAACUUAUUUAACGGCUCCAAGUUUCCUCGAUCGUAAAGCAACAAGAGGAAAUAUCUUCCUGUUCCGUCAUCCUUAGCGAACUACCUUUGUUAAAGUCCUUAUUUUCCGAUACAAAGUGAUAACCAGAAAAAGCGCGUUUGAUUUUUUGUUCUUCUAAAUAUAUACUGUCGGGAUCGAAAAUGUUACUCUUUCAAGAAUUGCGUUGCGUUACUACCGUGAUUUUGACAGCUCCGUCUCUUCAAACGUAAGUUAUGUCACGUGCAGUCACGGAACAGAUUGUCACGCAGAAGCGCCGGCUGGUAUUGUUUCAAAAUGGCUAAAAUUGACCCAGUUUCACCUUUUUACCCCACUCUUUGAUUGGAAAAAGGAAUUUUGCAAUGAGAAAACCUACAAGAAGUACAAAAAACGAGCCUUUAGGCUGUAAAUAUCUACUUUUGUGCGUUUCGAAAUUGGAAGUGUUUCAACAAUUACCGCCGGCCUACCAUGAAAAUUCCGGAACUUCGAUGGUGUCUUACAGGGAUUACAUUCAAUAACGCCGGCCAAUGCCCAGGUAUGUUUUAAAUGAAUGUCUAGAUGCGUGAUUUAAAUAGCAUGAAGAGAAUUUGGAGUUAUACCACAUGUUAAAUAUUUCCGUCGAAAAUGAGUAACGAACUUAAGUUUUUGUUAUCCUGAAAAUCUAUCCCUCAUUUUUAAAUUAUUUCAGUACGACGAGCUUUGCAGGCUUUGCUAUUGCCCUGAAAGUAUCGUUUGGUGGAAGAAAAAGAAUUUUUCUGUUCAUGGAAAGUGUCCAAAUUUAUCCAUGCGGCUUAGUUUGCAAACGCAAGGAAAGUUAAUGUUAGCGAAUUUCAGGUUAAAAAUUAGGGGUGGUCUGAGACUCCGACAUCGAAAACCGAUCUUAUAAUUUUUCUCACAAAUAAAAGGCUUUUGGCGGGAACAAUCUACAUUAGGUUUCUUAUCUGCAUAAAAGCUAUCUAUGAACAAAAAAUGAAAGAAAUUGAUUUUUCAAUUCUUGCCGCGAAAUUAAGAUUUUGGUCGAUUUUUCCUAACCGUCGCUCUUAAUAGGGAGUUUCGCUUAGUCAGGUUUUAGCUAUCGCUAAGUGCCAACGAGCAAAGAUUUUACCUAAACGCGGGCGCUGUUCAAUUUGUUUAGAAAUGUCAUGAAUUACCGUAAUUUACGAAAAAAUAAUUUGAACUCAAUUCGAUUGCAUAAGUGAAAAUCACCUUCAUGGUGAACUAAACUGUUCUACUGCAUAAAGAAUUUGAAAUCCCAACUUUACAUAGCAAAUUUUUAGAAACUAAAAUUCGUGUCUAAGGGUUUGACAGGUCAUUUUGCGUAAAAUUUAGUGGUCUUAAAAGCGAACUUAGAAUCCUCGAAAAAUCAUGUUCAACUUGAAGGUAUAUAUUUGGCCUACAAAAGGAAGAAUUGUUCUAAAAAAGUUUGGGGCCGUACCUGUGCUUAAAUUUCUCCAGAGGCUUGCUUUAGAUUUUCCAUACACUUGUUUGUAAUUUUUCCCUGGACUUUGAAUUUUAAACAGUGGUUCUAGGUGUUCUAGCGCAUGUAACGCCCUCUCAAUAUUUUUCAGUAGAUUCCUUUGGACUGAAGCUUUAGUUUACAAUUUCUUUUUUUUCAGAACAACCAUUCUACGGAAAUUAUUCGACAUUAGAUUCUCAUACAAACACUGUAAUUUCUCACGCGUUUGCUUACAUACUCGUCAAGAUGGCGUCGAAAACCGUACGGUGACAAGGUCUAUUAUGAUGCCGCCUCGAAGACGCGAGGCUGCUCGUUAGCAAUUAGCUUAGGUUAUUUAAAGGAAACUUACACUACAUGAAGUUAAAGGCAAAAGAGGUUCUUGCGCUACCUAAACAAAUGAAACUGGUCGAAAAGACAACAAAUAUAUUGUACGUAUUCAGUGGCACGAAAAUAACUCGAUCAGUGUCUUCGGGCUUAAAGAAAUACAAGAAGUACAAGGCUUAUCCAUUCUUAAUUUCUGUCUAAAUUUCUUCUUAGAAGUUUUAACAGUUUUCCAAAGUUUAUCCAAUCUCGCUUUAUUUUUCAACGACAGUUCAAUAAGUGAGAUAAAUGACCCUGAAAGUCCGUUAAAAACGUCGAAACUCAUAUGUGCCAAACUUUGAUCGAUUCAAAUGCAAAUGAGCGAAAACGAUAGAUUCGACACAUGUGAAGCGUUUCAAACGAGGUUUACACUUAUUCACAACCAGAAUCAUUGCCAUCUUGAAAAUAUAAAAUUCUAUUUGUUGACUUUCCGACAACAGGUUUCCGGCAAGCUUGCCAGUUCAGUCCAAUAGUCUCCCCGCUGAAAAUAAAACAGACCGUUUAACAACCGUUGUAAUGCACUCGCCAUUUGCACAUCUCCCAUUAUCGUACAAUUUGUUUACCUCCCAAACCUUUGCAUAACAUUUGUUUUUGUUAUUUCUUCUGGGCAUUACAGUCGUCCCAAGAGAAAUAAAAGACAAUGCCAAUUUUGGGGGGCAAAGAAGGUGUUUUAUGGGAGAUGUGAAAAUUGCUAUUGGUGACCAGAUGAAUUUUACUUGAACGUACUUGCACGUUUUCUUCAUUUGGCAACAUUCAUUACCAAUGGCAUUAUGAAGCUUCGAACCCCGAUUAACAAAAUAUUUUGAAAACCUAGAAUUGUAGCUAGCGAAAACAAAGCUUUUUAAUUAUUCUUCGGGGUGUUGGGUGACAUAGAGAAGGGGGCCAUAACCGGACUAGUUGACUCCAAGAGGGGGAACUGAUAUAUAUUGCAUAAUGACUGCGCGUACAUCGUUCAAAAUUGUGGUGGGUUUGUUAUUCCGAUUGGUAAUCAUCAAUGCAAGAAAAAAAUUGGUAGAAGUUUUAACUUUGCGACUUCUUUAAGACAUAUUUUUGCUCUUAAUACUUACUUAAUACUUAAUCUUUAAAUGGCAAGUAUUUGUCAAAGACAGUUUCUUUAGCAUGAAAAUGAAUAUAAAGCGAUUGAAACUAAAACAAAACGCUGCUUAAAGGUUAGAUGCUUCUCUUUUUUUGUGAGGGUUAAACCAGGUGAAUGACUAUUUGCAAAGGGCCUUUUUUCAGCUAGUUAGUCACGUGGUACAAAACCACCCUACUAGAGAGCAAGAAACGCACACGAUGGGAGACUAACAUCGUGUAGUUGCAGAAAAUAUCCAUACCACCCCCUUCCCACGGAGGGCAACGGAAAUUCAGAGGAGAGCGGGGGUCCAAAAGGAGGCAAUUUGCGAGGGGUUAGGGGUGGCUUCUCUAGUCUUUUUUUUUUCGGGGGGCUCCGAGUAAAAUUGAUGAGCAAAUUAUUGUUUUUAUCGAUGAUCUUUUAUUUGCAGUCGGCUUAGUGCCUUUUUUCACGGCUUGCACGAAAGUGUAUGUACACGAUUGUUGUCGGCUCAUGAAUAAAAUUCCAGUUAUCAAUCUGUUGCUUUGUUGCACAAUGUAUUGUGGUAUUCAAUGAAAUGUGGUCAUGUUCUAAUAAGCCUUCCUCUAACAUGUCUGAAAGGAAGCAAUUGAAGUUCACUGGUUUGAGAGAUGGCAUCACUUGUGUCGUGUACGUCCGUAUCGCCUCCAUGGUUCUCAGUGACUUACCGUUAAUAAUUAACUAAAAAAGACCACUACAAGGCAAAAUUGAGAUUAUUUGACACUGUAUUAACUUAAUUUCUUUAUCGCAGAAACAAUUAUCUUUCGCAUAAUAGCAUAGUGCAAAGGCAUUUUUGACGGAAAUAUUCCUUCCGGGGGGUACACAGCCAUUUUUCAAACUUACGGAAAUUCCAGGGGUGGUGGGGGGGAAAAAGCACCCCUGGAAUGGAAAUUCCAAUGGGGUGGGGUGUCUAAAACAAAAACCUUUUCCGUGAGGGGAGGGGGGGGGGGAUGGAUAUUUUUUGGAGCUACAAAAUUUAAAAGAUGUUAGCCGUAUGUUUGUCUUGUCCCACUGCGUCCCUUGCUCUCCAGUAUCAGGAGCGUAUGACCCACUGGGUCAUAGUCUCCUGCCAGUACGCAUGGCGAUUUUGGAUCAUGUUGUCGAUGCUAAAGCUCCUUAAUGUCUAGCUGCUAAGGGCCUAGAGCAGUUCUAAGCAGCAAUUGUUUAUGGCUUAAUUUAGGGAAAUACUAAAUAAAAACUGUCCACCUGUCAUAGGACAGGUCAUAUCGGACAUGGUUAAAUUGCCAAUGAAAUUUACGGAGAAAACUACUAAAUAAUUCAAUUUAGUGAUAUAAUUAGCUCAUGGCCUAUGCUUCAACCCGUUAUACGAAAAUCAAGAAAGAAUCAUUUCCCGUGUGGCACAAUGUAUGCCGACAAGCUUCAGCUUCAAAAGAAAACAGCACGAAUUGAGCGUUUAUUCAGACUUUUUUUCUUUGAAACCUGCUGUAAAAAAGUAAUUUUGGAUCCUUGAAGCUGAGGAAAUGAGUAUAAAGCCUUUUCUGACAUCUUGAGUGGGCCUUCAACCCUAUUCAGACCUGUCUUCUUUUUUUGUGCUUCCUGCGGCGGAGGGGGGAGGGGGAGGAGGUCUCCUGCAGCCGCCCCUAUAACUUCAAAAACGCUUAUGAUACGGCUACCAAAAUUACACAGAAUAAUGUUCUCAUCAUUUCCAACAUCUAGGCACAACGUGAUUGGUAUAGUGACGUCAUUAUGACUUCAUAUUGUUGAAUUUCGUCCCCUCAAAGCGAAAAAUUCUUAAAUUGUGAGGUGUCUAACACAAUCAAGAUAUAGGUUAACACAUUAGUAACCUUUAACAAUAGCUGUAACGUCAUUGGAUCCGCCAUUUUGAAUUAGCUAAAUGUAUUCAAUUUUCCUAAAAUCCCUGUUGGCUAGAACCUCUUUAGAACCUCUAAUUUUGUUGGCCGGAAGCUCUAUUGUUUCAGAGUUAGGGUUCAUUGUUAGUUUUGUUUGGGUGAGGGCUAUCUAUUGUUUUCUAAACCAAUCCUGUGAGCCGUUCUUAGAACUUCCGGCCCACCCAUGAAAACACGUUUACAUGGGGCUAAUCGUGACAGAGAAAAAUGGAUCUGUGUACAAAAGGAUGCUCAGGAAGCACAAAAAAUUCGCAAGUUUAAAAAUGCCGAGAGAAACAAGCAUUUUUAAAACUUGAUCUAAAUUCAUGUUUUUUUUUCUCAAAUUAGUUACUAAAAAGCGUUACUAAUAGCCAUAAUUGGUAAGUUAAAAAUAUAUUGCUUAAUUAGGUUUCAUACUAAAAUCAAUUUUUUUAAUAAGUAAAAUUACAAAUCCUCCAUUAUACGAAAAAAGCAAAUUUUGAAAAACAUGACUGUCAAAACUCGGUUGCCAUGGGAACAUCGAGGGUAGCGUACACGUCACGACAACUUUUAAAUGUUCUCAGAUAAUUUUUAGGAAAGGUCGCCAUGUUUGGUGGUCAUAGACUUAUCAAUGCAUGAGGGCAAAAAAGACUGUCGGAAAGUUGCUAGUCGUGGAAGCGCUGGGUUAUUCUUAAUGAUUUUAUGCUUACUUGUGAUAAUUAGAAUCUUUAAGAGAAAUUAUUCUAUAAGGGGAGGCUCCGCCCGGAUUUGGUACCUUUAUCAGGCGUCAGGUUUAUCAAACGGUGGGGAACUGACUAUAUGAAGAAACUGAAAGGGUAGGAAAAUCGGAAUUUAAGCAUGUGAAAGGGCCUUUAAAGGGCCUUAUCUUCCAUAGCGACGAGCCUUAAACGUUACACAAGGAGCCCAUGGUAAAACGAAAAUAACAAGAAGACUCCCAUGUUAAAGGGGUACCAUUUUUCAGUGGAAGGUAUACGAAAGAGGUACCUCUUUGUAUAUUAUGAGUGAUGAAUUUUACCUCGGGGAGGAGCCAUCCCGUACAAAACCGUAAUGUCCAAAAUCUGGACUAAACCGAUUAUAAAACCGUGCUUGCGAUUGGCUCGGCGCUAUCUAAGUAAGAGGGUUCCAGAGGCUUUUAAUUCUCGCGCUUGUCACUGCUGAAGAUUUGACUGAAACUGAAAACCACGCAUAAAAAGUCUCUGGCACCCAUGGUAGCUACUCACCCGAUUGAAUUUAAUAGCGAAAACAGUAGAGCCAAAAGAGGGCUUAUACUGAAGAUAUUUCUCCUUUGAGCAGGAAGAGAGGGAGGAGGAGUCAAGUGAUUUAGAGGACCCGGAGCAACCAGUGGAGAUGGUGGAACCGCAGCAACCAAGGGAACCGGAGCAACCAGAGGAACCAGAAGUACCGCGGAAUGUUGAAAAUGCAGAAAAUUGCACUCCAUCAGACAAUGGUAAAAACCAGCUAAAUUCGUUAGUCUUACUGAAUGUUUUGUUGAGCACAGAAAUAUUUAUUUUUUGUAAAUGCUUUUUGAGUCAAAUUUGACCAAUUUUUGUAUUCCUCUGACAAAUUUUGGAGGAAAAGAGGCCUUGCUGACCGAAUCAGUGUCACUACCGCAGAAGCAAAAGCUUCCGAAAGUCGGCGGAAUCUCGUACUGAUAUCGUCCAAACUAUAACACAUGAAGUCUCCAUCUUUUUGCAGUGUUGCUUAGCCUCGGUGGCUGAGUGAAACAAGUUGAUAAUUCCUAGGGACCCUAUAAAAGUUCAGAAAGAAAAAUAAAAUUUCGUCUUUGCAUUUUCACGUCACAGUAGUGCAAUAACGGCAAAGAGAUGUACAGAAAAGUGCCAAGUACAGGCUGGAUUCACCUUGCCACCGCGUCGUUGGAUACCUCAAAGUCUCAAUGUUUUCUGUGAAUCAAGAGGAAGUGAUGUAAUAAAAGCGUUUUGACGAAGGCGUCAUUUGGAAGUGCAUGCUUUAUAAAAAAGCAAACGGUCGUUUGCAGUGGUUUCUCUCCCUUCAUAGCACAGCGUCAAGCCUACGUGGAGAAACUACUGCUCGCGGAGUAGUGUUGUCUCGAUGGUCACCUUGAAAGCGUUACUGACAUUUUGCCUCAAAUGAUUGCUUACAAAACUCGCUCGCGCGAACUUUGGCCCAUCUCCACAUCACACACGAAACAACUAGAAUAUCUUGAGAAAGUUCUAAGUUUUUUUUUUUCCAAUACCUGUAAAAAGUAUUAAAGGGAGGUAUUUCAAAAGUGAAGAUGAUUCGUUGCACGAAAUAACAAGUAAAAUUGACUCGUACAUCGAAAGAAAACUCUCACUUUCUCUAAUAUUUCGCCACCAUUGUUUGCCAUCUUAUGCACAAGUCUUCUACCACUUCUUCUUCCUCAUUGUGUCACUUAAUGAUUGGCAAAGAUUGCUGCAAAAACGCGAAACACGGCAGAUUUUCAUGCCAACUCGAAUCCGCUCGAGGAUAUUUCAAAGCCGCCAUGUCGUGAUGUUAGACCACGUUAUGCUAAUAGUUUCACGCAUUUAUAAUUUCCAAAAGUUGAAAUGCUCUGAACUGUAACUAUCAUCUGAACGAACGUAACUAAUAUUAUUUUGAGUUUUAAGUUGUCCAUUUUUUUGUGUCUUAGCUAGAACACGCCAUACUAUAAUAAAAGGUGACCAAAAAAACAAACAAACAAACAAAGAAGGCCAAUGGCUGAUAGUGUGGCGUCCACCGUUUUAAAAACAACACCUACAACAUCAGAGUUUUAUCCUCGGUAAUUUUUAACAAGGGCUAAUUAAUGGUUAAGAGGUCAUUGAUCAUUGGAUAUUUAGAAAGGCUUAUUUGCAUUUCGUUGAACAGGAAAAAAACCAUACUCUAACAAAACCAAGAAGAUUGCAGCUGCUGCAGCCGUGGGGGUGGCUGCUACUGCUGUAGGUGUACUUGCCGCUCCAGUGAUUGCUGGUGCUGCUUUGGGUGCGGCUGGAUUCACUUCUGCUGGAGUAGCUGCUGGUUCUAUUGCAGCAGGUGUACAGUCAGCUGUUUAUGGUGGAUCUGUAGCUGCCGGAGGUCUGUUUGCUCUUUGUCAGAGUGCAGGUGCCACCGGAGUUAUUGGCUCAGCGGCGACUGCUGCCAUCGGUGGUGGUACUGGAUUAACUGGGAUUGCUGCAACUCUGGGGAGUUUAAAAUUAUUUGUAAGGCUCGAAAGUUUGCAUGAUUAGUAUGUUAACAUUAAUAGCGGACAGCAGAAUUAAACACAAAGGUGCAUUGGGCUGCUGCCCCGACGAAUAGAACAUGCAUAGAGAGGAGCUUUAAAAUUCAUGCAAUAUCAGACAAAACAAUACUAAAACUAAGAACGAGAAUAAUUUUGGGAAUUUUCAGUUAGUGUAAGUUUGUCACGUUUUGAGUGUCAUGUAAUAUUUUUGAAGGGUGCGGGGUUGGGUUGGGGGGUUUGGAGAGAGGGUGCAUUCUGAAGAUGUCCCAGUUAAAAAUAAUAGCUUUCUUUUCUCGUUCUGAUAGGAUAAUUUGCCUUUUCAUGUUUUCAUUCAUAUUGGUGGGAUUGAUGUUUCCCGUUUUUCUUGUUUAUAUUUGAAACGACUAGCCUAAUCGAAUGAUCGUCCCCAUUUUAUAAAGCAGAAGAACGUAACACGCAAUGCCUUCUGGGGCGGUUAUGCGUCCGCCAUUUUGUCUUUUUUAGUUGGGGACGACUGCCACGGGCAGUCAAAUAGAGUCCUUUAGAUCCGACUACGAGUACGACUACCAGUACGAGUUUACUGUUUUUGAAGAGCUGCGCAUGCGUCAUGACCGUGACAACAUCACGCAAGUGAACAAACUCGUUGUCCACUUUUCGUCGCCGACAACUUUUUUCUGAAAAGUGGUAGUGGGGACUACGAGAUUUUGAAGGUACGUUUGUUUCUUUGGCCUAAGGUGAAAAGAGUUGGUUUGUUAAAUGCACCUAGUGAAGCGGUGAAGAAAGUUUUAAUUACAAACGUUUGUCACAUUUGGCAACGGAAAUGACAAACCUUUACAGACGCUCUUUACAGCUUACUUUAGCCAAUGUAGCUUCCCCUUUCUAAGAAAAAUACCUUGCAUUCUAUAAAGCCAUAUUAAAUUAUCGUACCGCGGUGAGGACGAUGAACAUGUGAUCGGGAGAAAAAAAUCUUGAAUUACGCAAACGUGGUCGUUCUUUUUCUUCAGGCAGAAUUGCUCUAAGAUUUUCUGGACCUAUAAGCUUAUUUAAACGAUUCGGUAAUUUUCUUCCGAAAGAUGAACUUUAAAUUUUUAUUCAUAAAGGUUCUGGCGAAUCCACCAGUUUUUAAACUCUUACGGGCUUCAAACGUAGUUUCUUUCAAUUAAGGUGAUAUUUUAGUUAUCAGAAGGUCGUUUUCAUUUUUUCGCCUCUAGAGUUUACCUAAAGAAAAUAAUUUUUCACUGAGUUAUUAAAUAAGGUAAUGCUCUUGAAACAAAACUUGAGCUAUUUCUUAUAUUAAAGGUCAUAUAAGUUAAGCAUAACUUAUUGAUUAAGGUGGCUCCGUCAUUAAUACAGGCGCAUUUAACUGUUACGAAGUUUUCGUCCUAACGUUUUUGCUUUUAACGUGAUGGCUGAGAAACUUUGCAAAGAACAACAGAUAUCAUUCGGCAAUAGUACGAAAUAUUCCGAUUUCGUUGAUGGCAAAUAUAUUUUGCUAAAUUAGCGCUCAAAAGGACCCUACUGUUCAAAGAAAAUUGCGUCUAGUAAAAAACAUUUGCUGAUAUUUUUUACUGAAAUUUCUGGUAUCGGCUUUAAUUGAUAUAAUAUUAAAAUAUGCUAGAGGAAUUUCAGAAAAAUCGUUGGAGCAGAAGUCCGUGACUAAAAGUCGUCCAAAUUUAGCUGUGAAAUUGUUUUGGAAUUUCAAGAAUAAAUUGCUCUCAGGUAGAAGGAGACACCAGUUUGAAUUUUCGGGACAAGUGAAUUCAAGUUUGCUAAUUCUUAAAGCAAAAGCCGAUUGCCUAUCGUGCUAUUCUUUAAAAGGUACUUUUUAGACCCUGUUUACAUGGAGUGGGGGACCCCGGUCCAGGGUGAAAAGAAAAUCAUUUUUACAGCUUGCCAUUCGGGCAAGCUGAAGCUAGCAUUUACUAGCCCAGACGUCAUUUCAACUAGCCCCAAAAACUUUUUGUUCUUCUGUUAUUCAAAUUCCUCAUAAAACAUCACUUGCCCGUCGGGCAAGUUAAAAACAGAAUUCACUAGCCCGAUAGCAAAAUCCACUAGCCCCGGGCUAUCGGACACUACUUUCUUUGCACGCUGCCGGUCUAGUGGGGUAGGUUUCUUUUGUUUUGUGUCCCCCAGAGCGUGAAAAGAAAAGAAACCAACCCCACUAGACCGGGGUCCCCCACUCCAUGUAAACAGGCCCUUAGUUUUAUAAGCACUAUAAAUUGCUCCAAUUCUUGCUCUGAAGUAGAAUGACUUGUUUCUUGACAUUUUUGAAAUAUCCCUUGGAAGUUUUGGCUCAAACUCCUGCUACAUGCAUUUUGAUGUAUUGCAAUGCAUUUUCAUUGUUUUUACUGCCGUUCGUUGCUUCCAACUCAGGAAAGAGGUAUUGAGAUUGGACGCUACCUCGUAUCAGAGCUCAGAUAGAACUGUUCAGUACCUUUGUUUAUGACUAUAAAAUGAGCACGAUUGGCAGUUCUGCAAAGAAUUUCGCACCUCACCCAGGGGGGACGAUCGACAAUGAUGCCCAUACCUGUGAACCGAAUCACAUCCCAGUGCAAAAUAAAAUUAUCGCAAAAAUACUGCCCGUGAAUAAAUUUACAACUCUGAAAUUUUUGUCACUCCUUCCUUCAAUGAAUGGGUGGUUUUUUUCUUGAUUAUCAUGUUUUGCUCUGCAAUACAUGUUUAUACAGAUCGGUUCGCAGAGAUGGGCAUCAUUGCCGUUCAUCCCCCCUGGCUGAGGUGCGAAUUCCUCGCAGAGCUGCCGCUCGUGCUCAUUUUCUUGCCAUAAACAAAGGUGCUGGACAGUUCUAUCUGAGCUUCGAUACAAGGUAGCUUACAAUCCGAAUACCUAUUUCCUGAAUUGGAAGCAAUGCAACGUACAGCAAGAAAAGCCGUUGAGGAUGCAUUACAAUACAUCAAAAUGUAUGUAGCAGGAGUUUGAACCAAAACUGCCAAGGGAUAUUAUAAAAAUGUCGAGGAAGAAGUCAUUCGACUUCAGAGCAAGGUUUGGAGCAAUUUAUAGUGCUUCUAAAACUAAAGAGGGCCUUUUAAAGAAUAGCACGAUAGGCAAUCGCCUUUUGUUUUCAGAAUUGGCAAACAUUGAAUUCACUUGUCCCGAAAAUUCGAACUGGUGGCUCCUUCUACCUGAUAGUAAUUUAUUUUUAAAAUUCUAAAACAAUUUUACAGCUGAAUUUUGAGCGACUUUUAGUUACGGACUUCUGCUCCAACGAUUUUUCUGAAAUUUUUUUGGCAUAUUUAUUAUAUCAAUGAAAGCCGAUACCAGAAAUUUCAGUAAAAAAUAUCAGCAUUUUUUUCUAGACGCGAUUUUCUUUGAACAGUAGGGUCCUUUAAAGCGCUAAUUUCUCAAGAAAUAUUUACCAUCAAUGAAAUCGGAAAAUUUCACAUUAUUACCGAAUGACUUCUGGUGUUCUUCGCAAAGUUUCGCAGCCAUCGCGUUAAAAACGAAAAAGCUAUGACGGAAAUUUAUCACAGCUAAAUGCUCUAGUAUUAAUUACAGAGCCACCUUAAGGCAAGCGAUUAAAAAUUUAUAGACAACCUUAUUUUUGUUUUUUUUUAAUUUACCAUCUAAUUCGUACGGGAAUGAAAUAAAUAAAACAUUAUUCCUUAUAGCUUUCCAGUUACAGAUGUCGUGAUAUUGUCAUUUUAUCCUUUCCUGUUGUUGACAUUAAUUAACAGUGAUUUAGAGCAUAAGUAAAACCUUUGUUAUCGUUUAUUUAUUAUUAUUGUUAUUUUUUUUUUUGAUGAUAGGUUACCAAAGAUCUAAAUUGCGCACAUUCCUUGCUUUUUGGUAUCACUGAAGUAAGAGUUAAAAUCCACGGGUGGAGCUUCUUUUUAUGGAAAUCUAUUCCAAACACCCUAAAAAUUUUUAGCUAUGUGUUUGUUAGUUGGAAUAAUUUGCAUGUUUUGUUUUCUAUGGAAACAUCAACCUUAAAUAACCUGUUUUUUCCUCACAACUGAGUUUGUGUUAAAGUAAAACAUUUUUUUGCAAAUAAGUAUUCAUCCCUUCAUUUUCUGCUUUUAUUUUUCAACUGAUGAAAAUAAGACGUGAAUCUUCUUUAAAAACAAAAUGAUGCACUCUUGUGACCUUUCAUCAUUAAUUUCUUUCUUUUUUUACCAUCAGAUAUUUUUAUUGCUAUUUUGGGUAAUGCCAUGUAACUCAAAGGAAGUACCUAAUAAAUUGUUGUUGUUGUUGUUGUUGUUGUUUAGACCACCAUGGCCAAAACGUGAAGUAUUCAUCUGGAAAAAAUUUCAUGAGACUCCUUUACUAAAAGAGGUUCUGUUGGAAGAACCGUAUAAGUUUAAUCCUGGAACAAAACAGAGAGGGACUGCUUGGUCUCAUAUACUAGACACCUUGAAUAAACAGGAAAUGAAGGUAACACAAAGGUCGGUGCGAGAAAAGUUCGACAAGCUCUAUCAAGAGUUCAAAGAAAGGGGAAAAAAUGAGAUAAUGGCUAGUGGUGCUGAAGUUGAAUAUGAUGAAAAUCAUCGAAGCAUUAACAGAAAUUCAUGAGAGGAUGACAUAAUGUGAAGAGGUGCGACAAACAAAAGAAACUACUGAGAAAGUAACAGCAGUGGAAAUGAGAAAGACAGCAACUGAAAAGUUGAGUGCUACCAAUAGACGAAAUAGAGAUGCAGAUGAUGGUGAUGAAUCAGAAGAGGAAUCACCAAAGAAGAAGCAAAGCCAUACAAACUUACUGGAAAUGAUGCAGCAGAGUAUAGCCAUGAAGAAAACUGAACAGCAGGAGCACUGGAAAAUUAGACAAAGAGAGCUUGAUCUAAGGCCUCAUCAGAAUUACAACAACAGCAACAAUUUCCAAAAAGUUGUUUUGCAACAUCAGCAGCAAUUUCAGCAGGAGCAACAAGCCAUGAAAAAUGCACCAAAAUAAUGCAAAAUAAUACAGCACAUACAUAAAUGUAGCAUUUAACAAUACAAUUUUGUUGGAGAAUUUUUGAUAUGUACGUAUGCAUGGUACCAACAUUUUAUAAUGAUGGUAUUUCCACAAAUAGUUUUAGAAACCAUGAUGGCUGUAUCAUUUACUAUGCCUUUUUUAUCAUAUCACAGUUAACUUUUAAUGUUUAUCAUCUUUGAAAAUAUUUAAUGGUUUGACUCAUUAUACCAAACUAAGGGAGCAAAGAGAUUACAGUCAAACCUGUAAUGGCCUUGUAAUGGCCUUGUGUCUAACGGUCACCCUGUAUAUUACAGUCAGAUGACAUUUUUCAAAAUUAUGUUGCCUUAUAUUUUCAAUAAAGUUUACCUGUACAUGUAUAUAGUUACUGUAGUCAUCUGUAUAUAAUGGGGGCGGUCACCCUUUUGACUUUUGGUCACCAAAUUUUAUUACAAUCAAAUGUUUGGCGAAUAAUAACAAACUUUCGUUAAAAAUUUAUUACAUUGUCGUUGACUGCUUUUCUCAAAUAGUUCACCGAUCACUGAUUUAUUAUCUCAAGUACUUCACUAAUCUGAACAUUAGACCUUUGCAAAUCAUGUUUUUGUUUCUUAAAACUGAAAGUAUUCGUGGAUACUAGGUGGCGGCAAAUCAAAAUAUGCACUGGUGCUGGAGACAUAAAAACAGGUUAGAACAUUUCUUAACAGACCACAAACAGAAUACAUAGUGCCAACUGCACUAACGGCCAAUUUUGAGGUUCUUUUUAAAGUCCAAACAAGCAAAACAAGAUUUGAUAUCACCGAAAACCCAUUCUACGGAAGACCUGACUUUGCUCAUGGAUAAGUUAAAAUCUUCUUGAUCUGUGAGGUGUCCUGUUCUGAAAGGAGCUUGGGGAUGGACUCUCAAAGGGUAGGCAGGAGCUCCAUAUAUACAUAGUGGAUUUCCUGCCUGAUCAAAAGAGUGCUGUUCCAGCUGGUCCAAGAGUCCUGACAACCUUAACAUGGCUGCAUCAUGUCUUUCCCUUCUGUAAAAAAUCAAAAUAGUUCACAGUUAAGUACGGAUCUACCACUCAAAAUCAAAGUAUGGAUCAGACACCCACCUCAAAUCGAUUGAGGCUUAUAGUUUCUGGCCAAGAUCGACAUACCAUACAGAAAAAAACAAGCAAGGCCAAGAAGUUUUUUAUAAUAACUUAAAAAAAGAUUUCCACCUUACAUGUACAAAAAAAAAAAUGUUGCAUCUCUUAAGAUCCCCCCAACACUUAUCUAAUGGUCUAUCCCUAAAAAAAUGGUCGAUUUGUUGAUCACCCCGCAUUUUAUUGAGCCAAAUUGACUGUGACUUACUAUGCAUGAUUUUUGACUCGUUGUGGCUAAAAAAAUUAAAACUGGAGAUAGAAAGCUACUUUCAUCAAAGUUUUGAAUUCCAUUUUCAAUAAUCUCUAUCUCAAAUAAAAUCAAUUUACUUUUGCGUUUCCUCAGUGGUCCGCAUUGAGCAUGACGAUACACAUAUUCUUGAAUAUCAAACUAAAAAAACCCUAAUGCAAAUAAAAUAAAGUGAAAUAAAAUAAAAUAUGGCUGUUGCUUCCCUACGUGUACGGAAAGUAUUUUUGGAAUAGGAUGGCAUUGUUGAUCAGAAAGUGGGUCGUGGCAUUGAUCACGAAAUCAAGCCAAUCGACUCACCUAUCGGACCAAAAAAAUUAGCGAUCAUACCAUUGGGAGGCACAACAGACUGAAACUUCAAACAGUGAACUCUUUUAUGACCAUUGUACACUACACGUAGGUUCUCUCCGGGCCGGCAGAUUGGUCUUAUGGUACCAUCGACAAAGCCCCAACAGUUGUCUAGGGCUGCGCCUUUCUGGUGGAUUGCCCGGGCAACCUCCUCCAGGUUGAUUCGGCUGCAACCAAGGCUGAUUGAGAUCUUGAAGAAGAUGACCUUGAGUACUGACAACAUGGUCGUUUACUUCUGCUAAAAUUAGGCUCAUUUCGGGAACUGAGCGACCCAAACGAGCAACCAUGUCACUCAGCCGGCAAUCUCUUUAGGAGCAUCAGAAGCCCUUCCUCUCGAGAAGCUUUGUAUUCUUAGAGCCUGGCUAAGAAGUUCUAUUUCGUACGGAGCAAACCUAAACUCAGCUUUCACUUCAGCAUCUAAGAGGGGGUCUUUGAGCCGUACUUCAAUUUUAUCAAAUUUCCAAUACGGAAACGGCGGAUUCUUCGUGGUUAAGUCGUUAAAAAUCCUUAGCACUUGCUCCUCGUCCAUCACGACGUCCAGAUAAAGCACCAUAGAUGCUCCUAAUCAAUUUUUCUUCGAAAACAUUGCGAAAAAAUUAGUAGCACGAAAACAGCCUCUGCGCGGCCACAACUCGUACUCCUAGUCGGAUAUAAAGGUCUCUAAUAGCAAGUGGAGUUGACGGAAUACGACCUAUUCGAUUCUAAAUUCAACAGCACAAAAUGUGUUGACAACAUUUGAAACUAAUCGAAUUCCAAAACAGCAACUAAGGAAAUAAAGUACUUCAUAAAAGGAACUUUGAAUGACUUUUUGUUAUAAACGAAAAGAGAACCGUAAAUACCGCUGUUUAGUUUCCUCACACCGUAUUGGCGUUUUUCUUGCAACGUAGUAACAUUCCAGAAAUAUUUCUGGUGUUCAGGUUUCUGAUCGUGAGUUUCACAGUCUGAAAAGUUAGUGAUGCGCAUAAAAUGAACAUAUAAUCUCUAUUUACAAGCUGUUUAUCUCUUUUCAAAAUCUUCAGUUAACCUGAUGUAUUCAAACGAUAAUAUGUACGUCAAAUCGAAAUUUAAGGACGUUAAUUGAAAUAAUUGAAACCAAGAAGCUCUAUAAUUAGUCAGUUUUAAAGCUUGCAGUGCCUUUACUCUAGAGCAUAGUGAUGAUGAUGAUGAUGAUGACUACGAAUGUAAUGAAAAAGGAAAAUACUAUUUAAAUUUGCUGUCCAAAUACUUUCAUAGGUUUGAACCUUUUUUGUCACUGAUAGAAUAAUAAAAGAACGUUUUUUUCCCUGACAACGGAUAUUAUUAAUAAUGCACAGCAGAUACAGAAUAACUUCGGUCAUGAAUCAAAUGUGCAAAAACACACCAAUUAAACAUAUACAUGUACUCAUUUAAUUUAUAGGGAAGGAAAUCAGACACCAUAAAGUUGGUGAUUUGUGGCAGCGGAGAUGGAGCCCAUGUGUUUGCUGGUAUCGCAUCUUCUCUUAAAGAAGUUGACGUUCGAGUUCUUGCUUUGCAUAAAGAUGAAGCAAAGCGCUGGAAUACUGCACUGCAGCAAAAGGAACUUGUGGUUACAUUUCGUUGUGAAGGGGAGAAUACCUCCAGUAUUGUAUCCAGACCAGCUCUGGUGACAAACAACCCAGAAGACGCUAUGCGAGAUGCUCAGAUGCUGAUAUUUAUGAUGCCUGCGGCCUGUCAUCAAGUUUAUUUAGAGGCUUUAGCACCGCACGUUCAACCUGGCACCAUUAUAGUUGGUUUACCGGGGAACCCUGAGUUUGACUCCCAAGUUCGUCACGUGCUCGGAGAAAAAGCGCAGCAAUGCACCAUCAUGAAUUUUGAGUCAUCACCUUGGACGUGUCGUACCACUGAAUUUGGAGUUAAAUGUGAGGUGACUGGAAUCAUGGACACACUGCUGGGGAAUGUCAAGGUAGGCCUAGUGUCGCUUAACGAGAACAGACUAUUACCUCGUGGAUUAUUUUAUUUUAUUUUAUUAGCUUCGCCAAAAACAAACAAACAAACAAACAGACAAAUAGAAAGAACGUUGACAGGGACACCGCAACAGCUGUGGCCAGUUACAGCGGGCCCUUUAUAUCACAUAAAGUUAACAUAAAUGACAUAUUGUAACUCAAACUACCCUAUUAGCACGGAAAGAGAUUUUUCGUCUGCCUUUUUUUUUACGUGUUACGUUUUUACGCAUAUGAGGGCAGCGCGGACAAUCGGUCGUCGCGUCAAGCUGGUCAUACGGUGACUCCUGGGCUCGAGCUACCGCUCCUACCACUAGUUGCUUGAUUUAUUUCUCGUUCUUCCCGAGUCGAAACCGUGGAGCGAGGUAACUCGUACCAUGAAGACACUGCAAGGGAUCUUCAAGGUCAAGCAAGUGACGCUGAAGGAGAUCUAACCACUGACUUUCAUAAUCCUAUUCAGUCCGCCGGGGCGUUUUCUUUGAAGUCAAUUAACUUUGAAGUCGUUUAAGCUAUGACCGCCAAAAGUUAACAACUUUCUAAGACUUUCUCUGGGAACAUUUUAAAGUCGUCGCGUCGGGAACAUCAACAUUGACGUUACCAUAGCAACUGAACUUUGACAGCUAUGUUAUGGAAAAUUUGCUCUUUUCUGUAAAAAACGAUUCCAUUUCGAUUCUGACCUAUUUAAUGAUUAUAUAACACCUAAUUAGGCAUUAUUACAAUAUUAAAUGUAGUAAAGCUGUUAAAUGUAAUCCAAAAUAGUGUCGCUUAAUUUUAAUCGUCGCUAAAUUAAAGUGAGUACAAUGUGAAAUUUCACCAUCCGCGUAUAACUUUAUGAGAAGAGCCUUAAGAUAUGACAUUACAGUUAGAGCAGUAAUAAUAAUAAUUUACUCACUUCUAUACACAGUUCGUUUAUUUCUUUCAAAAGUAAGUUUCAGAACGUCGUGUGAAGCUAUUAGCGUUAUGUUCUAAUGUAGUCGUAAACACUUUGAAAACCUUGGUUCACGGCCAAAGUUUAAGUUUAUGAAAUCGCGAAAAUUUGUGAGUUAUGUUUCAAAAUGUACGAAAAAUCGCUAACUUAACGUGUCGCCAAAAUUUCAUGAAAGGUAGCUCAAAAAUAACAGGUCCAAAAUGGCGGAUGUUUUCAGUUCCUUCAAUUUUCGUGUUUUUUUUUUUUUUACUUCUUUUGUCAUAACAUUGAUUUGAGCUCUGACAGCGACCAGAAAACAUUCAAAGGCCAGACCAUCAACUACAUUACCGGCCGGGGGCAUAAAGAGAAAAAAAAAACAAGAACAAGAGCAGCGGUUUGAAGGGUAACUUCAACACAGUGAGGAAAACGCGUUCAUUCCAUAUAUUGUUAGACAUGCAUUAAAAACAUGGGCACGAAUAUGUUCUAAUUAGAGUUUGAAACUGAAAAUGUUACAAAUAUGCACAGGACGAACAUAUUAUGUAUUUUUUGUGUGCAUUUGACCAGGGAGGAAGCGUUGCUUCGAAGAUGGACCCAGUUUGCAGCCUGCAGUGUCUCCUGGGAUCCCCCCCUGUACUGAGAGUAACUGAGAGGAUCUAAUACGACUGUUUAUGCCUUCCAAAAAGUACUACUUGUAAACUUUAUUUAAUACAAAGUGAUUUGAAAUCCUUGUAAACAACAGCAACAACGACAACAAGCAAUAAAGUAACCCAAAAAUAUGUGCAGUUCACAUCUAUAGUUCAAACUUUACACAUGUUACGCAAUACGAACAAUGAAAUUUACUAUUCUGUACAAUUUAAAAUUUGUCCAAAUACUUCGAUCGCAGAAAUCAGAUCGAAAGCGAAUCAGCAGA
Porites lobata is the source of this 19105-nucleotide messenger RNA. The record is from the annotation of a GenBank genome assembly. NCBI's taxonomy places the organism in Eukaryota, Metazoa, Cnidaria, Anthozoa, Scleractinia, Poritidae.